This is a messenger RNA of Priapulus caudatus, 3045 nucleotides long. Its product is annotated as protein RER1-like. Bases 101 to 694 code for a protein of 197 amino acids. The transcript has 7 exons. The record is from RefSeq and is a predicted model, not a curated record. Gene Ontology annotation, cellular component: Golgi membrane. Gene Ontology annotation, biological process: protein retention in ER lumen; retrograde vesicle-mediated transport, Golgi to endoplasmic reticulum. NCBI's taxonomy places the organism in Eukaryota, Metazoa, Priapulida, Priapulimorpha, Priapulimorphida, Priapulidae.
GGAUAUGUCACAUGUGUAACCAGAACGAGGCAUCGUAGUCGUGUAAGAUUUGUUCAUUUUAUUUAUAGGCGGCUCAAUACAGACCAAGUGUGUAACCAAAAUGGCAAGCGACAGUGCAGAAACUGUAGUAAAGGAGCAACCAUCGUUCGUUUAUCGUGUAUAUCAUGGCAUAUCACAGAAAUGCCAGUCGGCGCUGGAUCAUGUUGUUCCAUACUCAACACAACGAUGGAUAGGCACUGUUAUGUUCGGUGCUCUCUAUUGUUUGCGAGUGUUUUUCUUGCAGGGAUGGUACAUUGUUACGUAUGCCUUGGGAAUAUAUCAUCUCAACCUCCUCAUUGCCUUUCUAUCGCCAAAAAUCGACCCAGCGUUAGAAAUGGAAGAUUCCGACGAUGGUCCCAAGUUGCCAACCAGCUCGAGUGAAGAGUUUAGGCCAUUCAUCCGACGGUUACCAGAGUUCAAAUUUUGGUACUCUGCGACCAAGGGGAUUGUGAUUGCGCUGAUCUGUACGUUUUUCGAAGUGUUCAACAUACCAGUGUUCUGGCCCAUCCUUGUCAUGUACUUUAUUACACUGUUCUGCAUUACGAUGAAAAGACAAAUUAAGCACAUGAUCAAGUACAGAUAUAUCCCAUUCACACACGGGAAGACAAAAUACAAAGGCAAGGAAGACACUGGACGUGUACACCAGUCGAAGUAGACAGUUGUUAAGUUAGGUAAAUGAACCGUAUGCCGACGCAAACUGCUUCGCUCCAAGUGUGAUCGGAGAAGCCAGAAGUUCUGUAUUAUUCCUAACUAUACUUUUAUGCUUAUUUGAAAUGAAUGCACAUAAACAACGGAGAAUCGGUUUCAAUAUUUGUUGGUGAUAAAAUUCAGUCUUGGAUUUGUAUGCAGUUACAAUGGUAAAGCAUCUGUAAUGACUCAUUUGUCAGAUAUCUGUGAUUGACAGUUUCGCACUCAGUGCUUGUAUAUACUGACAGUGUCACAGGUAAUACGUUUGUAACCUGGUUACUAUGGAAACAUCUAUAUAUACGUAUAGGCUUGUCUGAUUGAUUGGGGCAGUCACACCAAUACCAAUCGUUCUGUCACGGAACACGCCUGAAGUUAUCAAUUCAUUUGAUUUCGUGUGGUGAUUUUUUCGAUGUGGCCCAAAUUCCAAAUUGGCCUGAUAUCUUCUGGCACAUUAUCAUGAAUGCUCCGCUCCCCCCCCUCCACACACACAAGCAAGCUCAAUCAAUGGCAAACCCAAUACAACUGCAUCGAGAUUGGAUAUUGUUACAACUCGUGAUUUGAGACUAGCAGGAUGCUAAUUGCAUUUUCUGAUGACUAUUUAAGUCUAACACACAUAAUUGACAUACGUGCCUGAUUCGUGAUUGGUGUAACUAUUCGUCUCUUCGUUAUUGUUGCUAGCCUAGUUUCUGUGCGUUCUUCACGUGUGCGGCUAAAUUGUCGACAGCAUUUCAAAACAUGGCUAAACAACGUUUUUAGAAUUGCACUAUCACAAAUUCACAACACUAAUCGGCUAUAGCUGCUUGUCAAUCAAUCAAGCCAGAUCAGUCCAAUGGCAGCAAAGUGGUAAUCCACUGCAUAAACAAUAGGUGUGAGAUCACUAUCAGCAAUCCAGCCGGUCGUGGCGAGCAUCUAAUAGUAUGUCCUGUCUGAGCUACUGUCGCAUUCCUGUAGGUUUAACAUGGAGACACGAACAAUUGUUAGCUAGUCUGGAGGAGUUGGAGGCAACCAGCAGCUGUGUGAAGUCUGAAAGCGUCGGCUAGGUUGUACAUAUUUCGCUUCUUCGUAAGGGAGAUGCGUUUUUUAAUUUUGUUUGCUGCCGACCUGUGAAUUAACAAUGCCUAAGAAAUUUUGAAUCGGUUGCACACUCGUGCGAAGUCUUGAUUUAAAUUGUGCAUUAUUAUCAAAAGAUUUGGAGCAUUAUUUGGAGACAGAAGUACGAACAGUGUUAUGAGUAAGCAGACACUGGUUAUCUCUGUUUGUUUGUGCGUGCGUGUAUGUAACCAUGCGAUUCACCGCAGACUAGGCCGCAGUUGUAACCGUCGCUUCAUUUCAGAGGUUUUUCGACUGCAGGUAAAAAUUGUCCAUGUUGGUAGCAAGAUCAGCCAAGGCCAGUGGCAUGCCUAAUCCAUAAUCAACAUGCUACGGCACUUAUUUACCGCAUUCAGCUAGUCAAGCAUAGUGGUGUGAUUUUCAUGUUAUAGCAUGAUGUGUGGUGUCAUUCAGUGGCACGAUAUAAGUGAUGUGGUUCGUGCCGUAGCGUGAUGAUGGGUGGAAUCGAUGUGUUGUAUGCUGUAGCGUGUGAUGUGUGGCCUUGCUUUUGCUAACACGUGACAGGAGUGGUGUUAUCAAUACCGUAAUAUGAUAUGAAUGGUGAUAUUUACAGCAUCGGCGUCAUCAAAUGUACAGUUCCAUUUGUAUGAAAAGGUGUUACCUAGUGUCUGUGUGUUUAAUCCUGACAAACUAGCAUCCAGCACAUUUCAGCUUAUUGCAUGUUUAUACAGACUCAUAUUUCACGAAAUAAGAUUUCUGCUUCUGUGGGGAAAAUGGGAUCUACUUUUAACAUUAAUAUGUAUAUCAGGAGUCAAUAAUUUCAAAUUACUCACAUUUAUUUGAGAUUAUUUACUCCUGAUAUGUAUAUAUAUAUUCAUGAGUAUUCAUGUGUAUGUUAUUAGUAGUGGCUCCUAUAUUUUUCUGCAAUUGCAGGUUAUUGAUUAGAUCAUGUAUGUUCUCUUUUACAUGGCCCAAUAAACACUAUUAAUUCCUCUGUGUUGAACUUUAACACAUGUAAUAGGUGAAUGUGUGAGCUGCGUGUUUUACUGACUUUCACAUUAUUUUCUAAAUUAAGCAAGAAUAGUUAUGGUUAACUUCGGUUUCAUCCUGGUUUAAUUGAUAAAGAGAAUGUGGGAAUGGCUCACUACUGAUCUAUCCACAGUGUAUUACCUCACAGGGAGUUGUUGUGCUGUCAAAAAUGUGCAGGUAUGAAAAAGUUUGUGAAUUAUUAUUGAAGUACAAUAAAAACUAUGUUUUUCAAAUUCAUAA